UCGGAAGAAUGCGUGCCGACACGUACAUCCUGCUAAUUUACCUGUCGCUUGCGAUUUUCGGCGACGCCGAAAAAAAUGAAAGCGCUUUCGUGGCGACGCACGAGUGGCAAACGGUGAAAAAGGGAACUCCUAUCCCUAAAGGACUUCAUGUAAGACAUAAUUUUGCAACUGGAGUGACAGAAGCUAAAUUAAUGGACGAUGCGGAUGAAGUAAAAGAAGAUGAUGAAAAUACAAACCGAUCAAGUUCCAAGUCACUAACAUUACAUCCUGAUAAAGCAUUACUAGAAAAUGAAGAAGUGGAUCCUGUAAAAAUAAACAAAAAUUCUGAAUCUUUAAAAUUUCCUAUUGAUGAAUUGAAAGCAAGAUUAAAAAAACUUAAACAGGAAGGAGUAGAAGAUGUGUCAAAUAUGAAUGAUGGAGAAACUCGACCAAAAAGUGAGAAACAUUUCAAACGUUUUUAUGAAACUUUGAAAGAAGAACUUAAUGCUCUAAAAAUCAAUGUUACAAGUGAUUCGGAAUUAUUAAAGAGGUUUUUCCAGAAAUUUCAAUCUUAUAAAAGCAGUGUCACUACAGGAACAUUAACCAGCAUAGAGACUGAAGAAGUUCUGGAUAUUUUAAAUAAUUUAGAAUAUCUUCUUCACCAAAUUGACAAUGCUAAAAUAUUUUCAGACAUGGAUGGGCUAACCAAGAUCGUAUCGCCCUGCCUCAAUGGAACCAAUAAUGAAAUAAAAUUGGAAGCAUUGCGUCUUUUGGGUGCAGCUGCACAAUCAAAUCCAAAAGUGCAAGCUAAAGCAUUAGAAAAUGAUUUUAUUCAAAAAGUAUUGCAUGUUUUAUCUACAAGUAGUAAAAUUGAAGUAAAAUCCAGAUGUCUCUAUGCUCUAAGUGCCUUAAUACGCCAGUUCCCUGCUGCUCAGAAAGCUUGGAUUGAUCAUGGUGGUUUACAAUUAUUUGGAAAAAUUCUAUACGAUGAUCAAUUACAGAUUCAAAUGAAAGCAAUAAAACUAAUUAAUGAUCUAAUAAUUGAAAGACAAAACCUACAAGAGAUCUAUGAUAUCGAACAGCGUCAACAAAAAACGAGGGAAUAUGCUAUUACAGAUUUCGAGCAAAGAUUAUUGAGACAUGAUUACUGCAAGUUACUAAGCAACUUAAUGAUCAAGUGCUUUAAAGAGAAGCUAACUAGCCAAUUCAGCAUAGAAAAUAAUGAUUUUCUCGAAGUAGUUUCAGACAGCAUGAUUACAAUAUCUCCUGUUUGUAGAAAUGAAUUUAAAAACAUUAAGCUUUUACUUCUACCUGUUAUAGAUAAUCUCUUAUAUUUUUAUCAAAAUCUGGAUAAUCUUAAACUGACUGUGGAUGAAACUGACGUUUUACAGAGUUUAAUAUUACUAAUUGAAAGAUUAAAAGAUACUAUUUUUGAAGCACCUCAUGAUGAAUUAUGAAUAUUUAAAAAAAUCAGCAUUUGUAAUUGAAGAAAUUAAAGACUACAAAUUGAAUUCAAACCUUGUAAGAACAGAUGUAAGAGUGCAACCAUCUAUAUAUAAUAGUAAUUAUUUGAAAUAGCAUAGGGCUUUCUUAAUACACAUUUGUUUAAAUUAGAAUAAAAAAUGUGUGAAAGA
Camponotus floridanus (Florida carpenter ant) is the source of this 1613-nucleotide messenger RNA. It is a transcript of the gene Sil1, whose product is annotated as nucleotide exchange factor SIL1. Lineage: Eukaryota; Metazoa; Arthropoda; Insecta; Hymenoptera; Formicidae. The record is from RefSeq and is a predicted model, not a curated record. The transcript is spliced from 4 exons. Bases 9 to 1436 code for a protein of 475 amino acids.